Molecule: messenger RNA, 360 nt
Organism: Dictyostelium discoideum AX4
Lineage: Eukaryota; Evosea; Eumycetozoa; Dictyosteliales; Dictyosteliaceae
Exons: 4
Coding region: 1-360 (119 amino acids)
Source: RefSeq, a predicted model, not a curated record
AUGAUUUUUUUUAAAAUUUUUUUUUUAAUCCAAAUUUGGAUUUUAAUUUUAAAUUGUAAUAUUUAUUUCAUAAUGAUUUUUAUUUUAUUAAUUUUUUUAAAUGUUGUCCAGAUAGGGCGAAUGGGUCUCUAUAAGAGGGUUUACAGGUGCCUUUUAAGGUUGAGUGUUGUGGUAUAUUUGUUGAGAUUUGUUGGUAGUGUUACAGAGUGGAUUGGAGAGUUCCAAUUUUUGCUAAAUCUCUCGAGUUGUUUGGAUAUGAUGGAUUUGAAUUUUUUGGCUUGUUCGUUGUUUGUGGCUUUUUUUUCAUCUCUAAUUAGUUUGUAUAUGUUGUUUUUGGUUCUCUCCCACGCCGCGUAUUGA